UUAACUAUAUAUUUUUGUGAAAUUAGAAACUGCAUAGCUUAAUUGUCAUACAAUUUGCUAAAGUGUGAAGAUAAUUUAAGUUUGAGAUGAAAAAAAACAAACAAAAAAAACAAAACAAAACAAAACAAAAAAACAAGUCACCUGUCCUAAAGCAGAAACAGUGUGUGUGUGUGUGCGUGUGUGUGUGUGUGCGUGUCCUUUCCCCUCUGCAGAAUAAACCAGUUCUUGUAAGUGAAAGUGAAUCUCAGCGCCGCCAUUUUGUGUCGAGGGAAAACUAAAACUUCCAGGAGUAAAACACAAGUGAUGGAGGGAAAGAGAUCAGACUCAACUGAACCCAGCUGUGUGUCCAUGAAGAGUGACCGGUCAAUGGAACCUCCAGCAACCUUCAGAGACAGAGACAGUUCUACUGAUGUGAGAAUGAUGGAGAGAAAGAGAUCAGACUCACCAGAACCCAGCUGUGUGUCCAUGAAGAGUGACGUGUCAAUGGAACCUCCGGCAGCCUUCAGAGACAGAGACAGUUCUACUGAUCUGAGACCACAAAAGAAGAAAUCAAACCCAGCAUGCACUGAGAGGGAGGUGGAGGAUGAGGAGGAUCUGCACAGUGUCAGAGAGGGAGCGCUGAAGAUCACACUGCACGUCCUGAAGAACAUGAACCAGACAGAUCUCGCUAAGACACUGCACAGCAAGUCUGUGGUCUCUGAGUAUCAGCAAAAGUUCAAAUCCAACCUGAGAGAGAAGUGUAAAAGAAUUAAUGAAGGAAUCUCACAGCAUGGAAGCUCAGCUCUUCUGAAUGAGAUCUACACAGAUCUCUACAUCACAGAGGAUUGGAGUGGAGACGUCAAUAAUGAACAUGAGGUGAGACAGAUUGAGACAGCGUCCAGGAGACCAGCAACACAGGAGACACCCAUCAAAUGUAAUGACCUCUUUAAAGACAAGUCCAUCAGAAGUGUGCUGACUAAAGGAGUUGCUGGAAUUGGAAAAACAGUCUCCGUGCAGAAGUUCAUUCUGGACUGGGCUGAAGGAAAAGCGAAUCAGGACGUCUUCUUCAUGUUUCCACUUCCCUUUAGAGAGCUGAAUUUGAUGAAGCAGGAAAAUCUCAGUCUGAUGAACCUUCUUCAUCACUUUUUCCCAGAAAUGAAAGAAUUACAAUUAAUAGACUGCAAGUCCUACAAAGUGGUGUUGAUCUUUGAUGGUCUGGAUGAGUGUCGACUUCCUCUAAAUUUCCAGAACAAUGAGAGAUUGUGUGAUGUGACAGAGUCAGCCUCAGUGGAUGUGCUGCUGACAAACCUCAUCAAGGGGAACCUGCUUCCCUCUGCUCUCCUCUGGAUAACCUCUCGACCCGGAGCAGCCAAUCAGAUCCCUCCUGAGUGUGUAGACCAGGUAACAGAGGUACGAGGCUUCAGUGAUCCUCAGAAAGAGGAGUACUUCAGGAAGAAGAUCAGUGAUCAGAGCCUGGCCAAUAAAAUCAUCACACACAUGAUAGGGAUAGGGAUAAAUUCACAGUGAUAAAUUUAAAUAUUUACAAUAUAUUU
Messenger RNA from Pangasianodon hypophthalmus (striped catfish), 1532 nucleotides. Its product is annotated as NLR family CARD domain-containing protein 3-like. NCBI's taxonomy places the organism in Eukaryota, Metazoa, Chordata, Actinopteri, Siluriformes, Pangasiidae. The record is from RefSeq and is a predicted model, not a curated record. The transcript is spliced from 5 exons. Bases 304 to 1506 code for a protein of 400 amino acids.